Messenger RNA from Venustampulla echinocandica, 1059 nucleotides. RefSeq names its product NAD(P)-binding protein. The transcript is spliced from 6 exons. Bases 1 to 1059 code for a protein of 352 amino acids. NCBI's taxonomy places the organism in Eukaryota, Fungi, Ascomycota, Leotiomycetes, Helotiales, Pleuroascaceae. Gene Ontology annotation, molecular function: oxidoreductase activity, acting on the CH-CH group of donors, NAD or NADP as acceptor. The record is from RefSeq and is a predicted model, not a curated record.
AUGUCUCAAUCAACUUACUCCUCCAUCGUUCUUGCAAAACGCCCAAAGGGGCCUAUUCUCCCCGGAGAGACGUUCACCACGAAGAGCAAUCCUAUGAUCUCAGAAAAUGACUUGAAAGAUGGCCAGAUUCUAGUCGAAGCUCUCUAUUUGUCUCUCGACCCCGCCAUGCGCGGCUGGCUUAAUGAUAUCCGCUCCUACCUCCCACCCGUCCAAAUCGGUGAAAUCAUGCGUGGAGCGGCAAUCUCAAAUGUCAUUGCGAGCAAGUCGUCCUUGUUCCCGGUCGGCUCUCACGUCAUUGCCAAUAUUGGAUGGACCGAGCUAGCCAUUGUUGACGAGAAAGAUCCUGGCCUGAGUCUCGCCCAAAUCCCGGAGAACGGCAGAGUGACAGACGCCCUCGGCGUCCUAGGUCUCACCGGCAUGACCGCCUAUUUUGGCAUGCUGGAAGUAGGCCAGGUUAAGGCAGGCGACUUCGUUGUCGUGAGCGGCGCAGCAGGUGCCACAGGCAGCGUAGCAUGCCAGAUUGCGAAGUUGAAAGGUGCCACGGUUUUGGGUAUUGCAGGAAGUGAUGAUAAAGUUGCGUGGUUGAAGGAGUUAGGCUGUGAUGAUGCACUGAAUUAUAAAGCUGCUGAUUUCAAGACCAAGUUCAAGGAGAGCACUAAGGGCCUUAUUGAUGUUUUCUUUGAUAACGUGGGAGGGGAGAUCUUAGAGCUGGCAUUGACUAGGGCGAAGCAGCAUGCGAGAUUUGUUAUGUGCGGUGCUAUCUCGCAGUAUAACUCCACCCAACCUCAGGGACCAAAGAACUUCGGAUAUGUCAUAACUAUGCGGAUCCGACUCCAAGGCUUUAUUGUCUUCGAUUAUCAAAAGCAAUAUCCCACCGCAGCUAAAGAUAUCGCGCAGUGGCUUGCGGAAGGCAAACUCAAGCGAAAGGAAACAAUUAUCAAGGGAGGCUUGGCGGCUGCCCAGCAGGGACUGGUGGACCUUUAUGAUGGUAUCAAUACUGGCAAAUUAUUAGUGGAGGUGAAGGAGGACAAUGGCGAAGGUGUUGGGUCGAGGCUAUAG